Hemibagrus wyckioides is the source of this 6820-nucleotide messenger RNA. RefSeq names its product jagged canonical Notch ligand 2a (gene jag2a). The record is from RefSeq and is a predicted model, not a curated record. Gene Ontology annotation, biological process: Notch signaling pathway; establishment or maintenance of epithelial cell apical/basal polarity; cell communication. The coding region runs from base 300 to 3959 and encodes 1219 amino acids. NCBI's taxonomy places the organism in Eukaryota, Metazoa, Chordata, Actinopteri, Siluriformes, Bagridae. Gene Ontology annotation, molecular function: calcium ion binding; Notch binding. Gene Ontology annotation, cellular component: plasma membrane; protein-containing complex. The transcript is spliced from 26 exons.
CUCAAUCCCCUCUACACCUUGUACUGCGAGAGCGCGUGAGGGAGCGAGUUGAGUGUGCGUGUGCGCGCGCGCGCUGGGUGACUAGUUUAACUUUUCCUCACGAACGCUGUUCUGAUUUAUUGUUUGUUUGUUUGUUUGCUUGUUUUCAUCAUCAUCAUCAUCAUCAUCACCAUCAUCAUCUCUCUCCGGAGGUAGAGGAGGCGCGGCGUUGGCGGAUGUUCUCACCUCUCAGAAGCGUCUUUAUCAUGGAGAACCUCCUUCUGCGCUCCGUGUCGUUACCGUGAAGCCUCACCGGAGUCAUGUGGAGUUGCACGGGCGCUUUCCUGCACUCGGUUUGCCUCAUUUUGACGUUUUGGUUUGAGGUGUGCUGGGCGUCCGGUUACGUGGAGCUGCGUGUGAUCAGCGUGGAGAACAGGAACGGGAAGCUGGCGAGCGGAGGGUGCUGCGGCGGAGAGAGGGGCGCAGGGCAGGGCCAGGGGUGCGGUGCUGUGGAGUGCAACACGUAUUUCAAGGCGUGUCUGAAGGAGUACCAGGUGGACGUCAUGACCUCGGGCCCGUGCACAUAUGGAACGGCCAGCUCGGCCGUCAUCGGGGGCAACACGGUUUGGCUCGAUGGAUUUGGUAAUAACCGGAACAAGGGCAACAAUGUUGGGACUUUAAUCAUUCCGUUCCAGUUCGCCUGGCCGCGAGCUUACACACUCAUCCUGGAGGCAUGGGACAACAGCACCGUCAGCAUUGCUGACAUGUCAGAUGAAAAGCAGCUGAUAGAGCGGAGCAUGUAUCGCGGAGAGAUGAACCCUGGAGACGAGUGUCAGCUAAACCAGCACCUCGGCCUCACCGCCACUUUCCAGUACAGCAUGUGUGUGCGCUGCGAUCGCCAUUACUACGGCAACAAGUGCAACACACUGUGCCGACCCCGCGACGACCUCUUUGGCCACUACGAGUGCGAUCACCAUGGCAACCAGCAGUGUUUGGAGGGCUGGACUGGGUCCGACUGCAAGAAAGCGAUCUGUAAGCAGGGCUGCAGUGAACUGCAUGGAAGCUGCACCGUCCCGGGUCAGUGCAUGUGUAGUUACGGCUGGCAGGGUCCCCUGUGUGACGAGUGUGUGCCGUACCCAGGCUGUGUGCACGGCACGUGUGUGAAGAAGUGGGACUGUAUCUGCGAAAGGAACUGGGGAGGGCUGUUCUGUGAGAAAGACCUGAAUUACUGCGGCAGUCACCGGCCGUGUGUGAAUGGAGGGACCUGUAUGAACACCGAGCCGGACGAGUACCUCUGCGUCUGUCCCAACGGCUACUCGGGCAAGAACUGUGAGAUAGUGGAACAUGCAUGCAUGUCCAACCCAUGUGCCAACGGCGGGACGUGUCACGAGAUUCUAUCCGGAUUCGAAUGCCACUGCCCUGCAGGGUGGUCAGGGACGACCUGCGCCAAAGACAAAGACGAGUGCAUGUCCAGUCCCUGUGCACACGGAGGAACCUGCAUCGAUCGGGAUAACGGCUUCAAGUGUGUGUGUCCUCCACAGUGGACGGGGAAUACCUGCCUGAUAGACGUGAAUGAGUGUGUGAAGAGAUCUUGUGCAAACUCUUACUCAUGUAAAAAUCUGAUUGGCGGAUAUCACUGCGUCUGCUACCCCGGGUGGGCGGGACCAAACUGUGACAUCAAUAUUCACACGUGUUAUGGUCAGUGUCAGAACGGCGGCACGUGUACAGACGGGCGUCACGGCUACGUGUGUCAGUGCCAGCCGGGGUUUGUGGGUAAGCACUGUGAGGUGCAGCAGAGCGUGUGUGUGAGCUCUCCGUGUCAGAACGGCGGUCAGUGUCGCGCCACACACACCUCCUACGAGUGUCAGUGUGUGAGCGGAUACACAGGGACACACUGCGAGGUACAGCUGGACCCGUGUGUUCCUAACCCGUGUGUAAAUAAAGCUCAGUGCCACGCCCUGCAGUCAGGGUUCUACUGCGAGUGUGCUGAUGGGUACGAGGGCAGAACCUGCGCCGAGCUGACGGACCACUGCAAGAUCAACUCAUGCCAAGUGAUUGACAGCUGCACCAUUUCCGUGGCGAACAACUCCACCCAGGAAGGGGCGUGGCACAUUUCCUCUAAUGUGUGCGGACCGCACGGCCGCUGUGUCAGCCAAUCAGGAGGCAACUUUACCUGUGCCUGUCUGCCAGGGUUUACAGGGACCUACUGCCAUGAGAAUGUUAAUGACUGCGCUUGGUCUCCGUGUUUGAACGGGGGAACAUGUUUAGACGGCAUUAACUCGUUUAGCUGUGUCUGCCGUGACGGAUGGGAGGGUCAGCUCUGUGACCACGAAGUGAAUGAGUGUGAGUCAAAGCCGUGUAUGAACGCUGGUCUCUGUGUCGACCUGCUCAACGAUUUUUACUGCCACUGCACGGACAACUGGAAGGGCAAGACCUGUCAAUCACGAGAGAGUCAGUGUGACUCCAAGACGUGUUUGAAUGGUGGAACCUGCUUCGAUCACGGAGACUCCUACCGCUGCGUGUGUCCACCUGGUUUCAGUGGCAGCACCUGUAACUCAGCCGUGAACAGCACAUGUGACUCUCAGCCAUGCGCUAACGGGGGGACGUGUGUCGAAGGGGGCGGGGCUUUCACUUGCAUCUGCAAGGAUGGGUGGGAGGGGCCUACUUGUACCGAGAAUGUUGAUGACUGUAAUCCUCAUCCAUGUUAUAACGGAGGGGAGUGUGUGGAUGGAGAGAACUGGUUCCGGUGUCAGUGUGCUGCUGGGUUUGCUGGUCCGGACUGCCGCAUCAACGUGGACGAGUGUCAGUCGUCUCCCUGCUCUUACGGAGCCACAUGUGUGGACGAGAUUAACGGGUACCGGUGUGUGUGUCCACUGGGCCGGGCCGGAUCUCGCUGUCAGGAGUUUAUUGGUGUUGGUAAGGCGUGUCAGCACGUGGGCGUGUCUGUUCCACACGGCUCUCGUUGGGAAGAUGACUGUAACAGCUGUCAGUGUAUGAACGGAAAUAUCAAGUGCACAAAAGUGCACUGCGGCGGUCGGCCAUGUCUGCUCGGCUCCCAGGAACCUGACUGUACCGGAGCUCAGGAGUGUACGCCGCAUCGCUUCCUGUUUUGUCUCCGCCCACCGUGCCAGCCGUGGGGCGUGUGCUCCGAUCCCGAUCCUCUGCCACGGAACACGGAAUGUCAGCCCAACUCCGAUUACACAGACAGAGACUGUGCUCGCGUCACCCUCGUGUUCGAUACAGACAGCCUGCCUCCGGGAACAACUGUCGAUGGGAUCUGUUCCGAACUCAGACAUCUGCCAAUCACACGAACCCUCGCUCAAGACCACACCCUCUUUAUCCUCUGUGACCAAUCACAAUCGAGCAGCAGUGCCGUGGAGGUUGCCAUGUCAUAUGAACAGAGUGCAGGGUUUGAGGAGCACACAGACAUACAGAAAGUAGUCAGCUCCAUCAUCGGCGUCCUCUCCAAGCGCCACAACAGCACGCUGCUGCUGGCCAUCCGAGAGGUCAAAGUUGAGACCCAGGCCACGCCAAGAUCUCUGGAUUACCUGGUCCCGCUGCUGUGUGUGCUGUUCUCCGUGUUGUGGAUCUCCUGCAUGGUAGUGUGUAUCUGCUGGUUCCGCAAGCGCAGGAAAGCGGUAGAAAGCCUCGGCGCUCCGGUGGAGGAGAGCAUCAAUAACCAGCGAAGGGCGUGUCUCAGCCUUCAGGCCUCUUACAGGGAGGACAGGAGGAGCGUGACGUAUCCGCUGGACAGGAUCGGAGACGGGGCGGAGAAACAGGACGAAGAGGACGAGGACAGCGGAGGAGAGGAAGGAGGAAGCUCCAGUUUGGUGGUGGAUAAGUGCCCUUCCUUAAAGUACACUAAAGGGGAGGUAGUGUACACCGUUUGCCCCACAGUCCAGAGCCUCCCUUUAAGGACGCACUACAAAGACAACCGGUGUAAAGACGUGAACCGGAGCAGACGAGUCAAUGAUCACUGACCGCUGUCUGGAGUCUGUUCCAGAUUCUUCACUCUUGCACAUUUCUGUUUUUUUUUUUUUUUUUUAAUAAAGGACCUGUCUCUGUGGUUGCAGCGGUUGAAUCUAGAAACAGCCGCUCGGGUCUCUCGCAGCAGUUCUUCACGUCAUCACACGUGUGGAUCGUGUGUAAUAUGUGUCACUAGCGGAUUUUCUGGACUAUAAGAUUCCUCUUUUAAUCGCUGAUGCAACAUUUACAGCGUUAAAGUCAUGUUUAUGUUAGCGUUUUUUUUUUUUUUUUUACUUGUCACUAUUUUUUUUAUAACAUAAAUAUAGGUUCAUUUUUUUAUUCAGACACAUUAUGAGAAAUACACUAUAUUGCCAAAAGUUUUGGGACACCCCUCCAAAUCAUUGAGUUCAGGUGUUGUUUUUCAGGGGUUGGUUUCGGCCCCUUAGUUCCAGUGAAAGGAACUCUUAAUGCUUCAGCUUCAUACCAAGACAUUUUGGAUAAUUUCAUGCUCUUUGUGGGAACAGUUUGGGGAUGACCCCUUCCUGUUCCAACAUGACUGCACACCAGUGACCAAAGCAAGGUCCAUAAAGACAUGGAUGAGUGAGUUUGGUGUGGAGGAACUUGACUGUCCUGCACAGAACACCUGAUAGAACACCUUUGGGAUGAAUUAGAGUGGAGACUGUGAGUCAGGCCAAAGUUGGGACGUCUGUCUUUACAUGCACAUGAAUGUAAUAUGGAGUUGCCCCGCCCUUUACAGUUAUAACAGCUUCAACUCUUCUGGGAAGGCUUUCCACAAGGUUUAGGAGUGUGUUUAUGGGAAUUAUGGACUGUUCCUCCUGAAGAAGCACAUUUGUGAGGUCAGGCACUGAUGUUGGAUGAGAAGGUCUGGCCCACAGUCUCCACUCUAAUUCAUUCCAAAGGUGUUCUAUGGGGUUGAGGUCAGGACUCUGUGCAGGUCAGUCAAGUUCCUCCACACCAAACUCACUCAUCCAUGUCUUUAUGGACUUUCUUUUGUGCACUGGUGAAAAAUAACACCUGAAUUCAUUGAUUUGGAGGGGUGUUCCAAACUUUUGGUAAUAUAGUGUAUCAUAAUUUAAUAUUUUGUUAUUUUUUAUUCCCUCCAAGCAGGUAGCAGCUAUAUUUCUUCAAUUGUGUUUAUAAAAGAAACAACACAAUCACAAAAAAACCCCAAACGUCUCCAGCGGUCAGUAAUGACUCUAAUUUUGGUUCAGUCAUGUUAAGCUUUAAAUUAAAAAAAGUUAACAGGUUCAGGGUUUUUCCUUCUAUAAAACAGACAGAAAACGAUUCCCAGCAGUGUAAAGUGACGCUCAUUUCUAAAUUAAGUCAUUCAAAUCAUCAUAAAACUUUAACAAGAAACCCAAGGCAAGCAAAAAUCCAUCAUGAGAAUGAUUAUUAAUAAAAAAUAUUAUUGUGACUAUUUUUAACAGAAAGUUGUUUAGGACUGACCAAACUCACCAAAACUGAAGCUAAAUCAGUGAAAUAAUAGUUAAAUGCUGAGUCUAGACGUUAUUUUUGAGCAAGACGAGUUGUUUAGUGUUGUUAAUCAUUGUGGGGUCAUUCGGGGGCUUUUAUAUAUGGAUGUUUUUAUUUUCUGGAACAAUCUAUAGUCCGGAAAACACGCAGGCGACUAGAUGGAAAGUCAACGGCUAACUAACCGUCCAGUCCUCCGUCGUUCAUCUCAUCACGUCUGUGUGUGUGUGUGUGUGUGUGUGUAAUAAACGCUUAAAGUGUGUUGCUUCACUCUGCGACGUUUCUGUUUUUCGAGCUCGUCUCCAAUUUUGACAGAAAGAAAACCUUUUUUUUUUAAUUCAUAAAGACUAAAAUUUAUGUCAAAAAAUUUUUUUGUGUAAAAAAAAUAAAAAAAAUAAAAAAUAUGUGUACAUGUGUAAAUAGGAAAGAGUUAUAGCUGUGUAUAUUUGAGUUUAGUAACUUAAGAGACUUUUUUAUUUUUAUUAUUAUUAUUGUUGUUAUUGUUAUUAAUAAGAAUAAUAUUUCUGUCGAAUAUUUUUGCUCCAUUUUUUUAUAAUGUCAUUCCUAUUAUUUAUGUUGGCUCAAAGCUUUUUUAAAAAAAUUCUAUAUAUAUAUAUAUAUAUAAAUAUAAAUAGAGCCCGAUGGGAGCGCUCCGGAUCGUGAUGUUUGUGUUUGUUUUUGCUCUGAUGUCUGGAAUCAGGAAUCUGGAUCUGACUUUGAAUCUGAAAAGAAUUUCUUCGAAUGAAAAUAUUUUACUUUGCAAAGUUUCGUUUCCUGAUUUUUUGCCUUUAUUUUUAUUUUUAAAAAGGACGUAUCACUUUAAAUAUUCAACGACUUUUUAUUUUUUCCCCUCCUAGGCAGAUUUUUAUUUUCUCCAGUUGUUUCUGUUUUUAUUUUGGAACCAAAAGUGAAUCAGCAGUUCAUGACAUUAAAAGAACUUCUAUAAUAAAGACUGACAGAAUUUUCUUUCUAUCCUCACACACACACACACACACACACACACACACACACACACACACACACACACACGUGAUAUGGUUUUAGAUGUAUUUUUUCAAACAAAUAUACAGUAUAUUAAAAAAUAAAGAUUAUAUUUUUAUUAUUAAAAAUUAACAUGUGGUAGAAUUUUCUUCUUCUGCUUCUUCUUCUUCUUCUUCUUCUUCUUCUUCGUCUUCUUUCUUACAUGGUGUGUUUGCACAUUUUUAAGUGGAUCUUCCUCACAUUAAAAACAAAAAACUUUUGUACAGAUAAGUCACAUCUUUUCAUCAGCAGGUUGAGUAAGUGCAGUAUGGAUUUAUUUAAUAAAUAAUUUUUAAUUAUUAUUUUUACAAUUAUUCUUGUAUUUUAUUUUUUUUAUUUUAUUUAAUAAAUAAAUUUUGUUACA